CUCUCUAGAUCUUAUCUAAACAAGUAUUCCUAACCAUCUGUGUCCAGAGGUCACCUCUUCAGAUACCACCUCAGGAAACCACACUGCUACAGAUGCGACAAAGUGUUCAAAACCGAAAACGAGCUCAUGGCUCAUUCCCGGAGCACCCAACCCUGCGAAAUCAAGGACUUACAAGAUUUCAAGCCACUUACCGGACAACAAAUACUGAGAUUGAAAAAACGUGAGCAUAAUGGGCUUGGUGAGGAAGAAAGAUGGAAGAAUAUAUACAACAUAUGUUUUCCCAAUGCCGACCAGAUUCCUUCGCCAUGUAAGUCUUAUGCUCGCCUUCUCAUUUCUCGGAGAAUGAUAUUGAUAUUUCGAGAGGUUGUUAAUGCUAACUAUGAGCUAGAUCACGUCUGCUACUAUGACAGGGUACUCAAUGAUGUCAGAAGAAGUCUGAUCCAUGAAAUUACUCACCUACGUAGAGAUAACAACACCAUCCCGAUUUUCGCUGAUGGCGAAACGGCUUCUCAGGAGGUGGCCCAACACGUGGAUAACUUUAUACGUCCGAGAAUCUUUCGAGAUAUUACGCGUAACUCGGAAUUGAACUUCGCCCCUCAAGUUUUCGUCAACUCCAGCUCGCGAGUUCCCGAAUGCCAUACGAUGACAAGUGCAAGUGUGAUGGAUGGUGGUGGAUUGGAAUCCCAAGGUUUCAGAUCCGGCACGCAUGACUCUACCUUUACCUCUACUUUCUCCAGCGACCACUAUUUGCAAAACCAGAAUCAGUCUCCAACAUUAACGAACGGAAAUGAAAAUGUCGAGUGGCCAGCGCCGGUGCCGGUGCCUUCGAAUGCGAAUAUGCUUCCUUUGGCAGCGGCGCAGUACUUUUGCGACUUUCCAGAAGGACAAACGCAAUAUGGUCUUGGACAGGGAGCGGAUCAAAGUUUGGUCCAACAGAAUAUAAGUGAUCGGUUUGGUGAAGAGACCAUGGAUGAUUCCAUGCCUCAGUUCGGAUUCGGACAAGGCGGGCUGAGCCAGUGUGAGUUAUGCGGUAGGAGUAGGAAUGGGAAUGGGAAUGGGAAUGGGAAUAGAGUGAUGGAUGAUUCCCGAUUUCAAUUUGGACAAUUGCAAGGAGAGCCGAGUCAGUGUAGUUCAUGUGGUGGGAAUCGGAAUGCUACUGGGAAUGGAACAUGGGCAUGAAUGGCAAUCGCAAAGGAAAUAUGAAUGGGAAUUGUGGGCAUAAGGAAGGGUAUGAGAUGAAGGAGAUAUAAGGAAGUAAAUUUACGGAGG
Messenger RNA from Mollisia scopiformis, 1269 nucleotides. RefSeq lists its product as uncharacterized. The transcript has a single exon. NCBI's taxonomy places the organism in Eukaryota, Fungi, Ascomycota, Leotiomycetes, Helotiales, Mollisiaceae. Bases 127 to 1179 code for a protein of 350 amino acids. The record is from RefSeq and is a predicted model, not a curated record.